UCAGCUGAACGCCAGCCUGAACACACAGAACGCAAGAGUCAGGACUUAGAGAGAGAGAGAGAGAGAGAGAGAGAGAGAGAGAGAGAGAGAGAGAAAGAGGGAGGGAGAGAAGGAGUUGCAAGAGACACGAAUCCUCCAGCAAGCCUUUAUUCUCUCAGUCUCCUCAGCCAUCCUCUCUGUUUCGCGUCCCUGAUAUGACCCUGUUCAAGAGUGAACACCGCAGCCCGCGAUAUAUGAGCAUGAGUGGAGAGUUGAAGUCCAGCCGUUCCAGGGCAGCGAGUAAGAGAGCCAGCAGCACCUCUUAUGGAUCUGAGUUUGACCUGGACUAUGACAGCUAUCAGGAGGACUACUACGACAGGGUGUAUGACUACCAGCGUGUACCAGCAUCCCUGCCUUCUCUGCCCCAGGGACCCAGUUUGGCCAAGCGAUCCCGUUCCUCCUCUUACUCCUCCGGGCACAGACGCAGUCGAGACAGAACUCACUCCAAAAGCUCCAGAGCACACUCCACUAGUUCCACCACAGCCAAGUUGGGCAUGGAGGAGCUGCAGGUGAUUAAGCGGGAGCUGACUCUGAUAAAGACACAGAUCGAUGGACUGCUUGACAGCCUUGACAGGAUGGACACACAGAGAAAUGACCAGAAAGGCUCUCCCCUGAGGGAGGACAGUCCAGCUGGCUCUCCGUACGCUCUCUCAGCCAGCAGCCCUGAGCAUUCGUUCUCCUCCCUCUCUCCAACUAGCUCCCGCCAUCGAAUCCAGCGGGAGAGUCCUGAACUGAGGGAGGCCACUGAUGACGACCAUCACACGAUGAGCAACCACAGCUCUGACCUUGAGGAGGAAAUGUGAGGAUGGAAAAAGUGAAAACGGACGAGAAGAUAUGGAUCGCGUGCCAAACAUAGAGGAAGAGAACAACAGCCACCUUUCCAGCCCAACACCCACAUUGGAGGCUCCAUUCCAUCCAAUACAGUGUCAUAUCGUGUAACACAAUACAUGCAGCUGUAUCACAGCAUCUCAAUUUCCGUGACCAGCCUUCCAAGCAAAACAGAAACGUCGCCUCACAUUUUAUUUUUCUUAACAGACUUCGUCUUUCCUCCUCAGUUCUCAUCUCCCUCUCCACCCUUUCUUAUUUCCUCCUGUUUGAUGAAAUAAGAAAUGUAGGAGGGCAUGUGUGCACCAUACAGCUGAUUGAGAGAAAAAAAAAAAUGCUCUUACCUAUCUGCCUGAUACACGCACACACACACACACACACACACACACAAACACACACACACACACACACACAUACAGAGGCACCGAUAUUAUCUACAGAGUAAUUAUAAAUGACAGCUGGAGGCUGGGAGGUGAAAUUCAUUUUUCAUAAGCCUACCCUAGCAAGCAUGUAUACCCUUGAGUAUGUCUGCCUGCACACCAGUAUUCCAGUAUAAUCUCAAAUCAGACAGUUCUUUUAGUUAAAAAAACAACAACUCAUUAAUACUUUUUUAAUGCGUAGGCAUGUUCUGAAAAAGGGCAGCAUAUGCCAAUAUUAGAUUUAUUAACCACAACAGUCUGCAACAUAUCUUGCAGGAAAGUGACUGCAAAGCUAUAAAACCUGGGAGGGCAAUUAAUGCAUUUUCGGUGCUGUUUCAAUACAGUGAGUAAAUUUACAUCCCUGCCUAUAUAAUUAUAUGCAAAGGAUCAGACUAUGCAUAUACUGUACAGAAACAGAAAUAUUAAUUGAGUAUGGGGUUUUGUAAACCAUGUAAACUUGGAAUAGUACUGUAAUAUUCAAAAUAAGGGUGUAACUGGAAUAUUGUGGUUAUACACUGUGAAGGUUGUGAAUGAAGAGAGCUUAUGUGGAUUUCAUAAAGCAGACUAGCUUGUGAAAGAUGAAAUAUCCUAUAUAGAGCUUUUCAACAAUACUCAGCUCUUGAUUUUAUUUCUGCCUGCCUUUUGGAUAUCAGGAUAUUGAUUCAUCUUUUUAAAAUCACAUGAAGGCUUGAGAGAUUUGACAAAGUCAACCAUCAAUGAAUGAGGUUAUUUUCUCUAUGUGUGCUCUAGUAUGCCAUUUUUCCUGACCAUGGUCCACUCAGACAAAUGUUUCAUAAAUGUUUAUAUUACUCUUUUCUCAAAUUGAAUUUCAUUUUAUUCUCUGCUUUAGACUGGAGGAAUGUUCUAUCCCCUUCACUUCCCCUAUGUAUGUGGCACUUUAAAACAUGAAGAGGCCCGGGUCAGUGUGUAAUAUUGUGUAUUAUUGUAAACUUUCCUGUAAUUGCUGUCUGAUUUUAAUCUUGCACUUUGCUUUAGGAUUCUCAUUUGUUCUUUUUUUAAAAGAGGAAAACAAUGAUGUUAUUAUUCUAUUGGUGUUAGAUGUUUUUGUUUGCAUUCUUAUGACCAGCCAAGUGGAAACACUCAAUGUCACAGUAGUAAAAGUAUUUUCAUAUUGACUACUAAUGAAUGGUGUUUUUUUGUUUGUUUGUUUUUGUUGUGACACUGAGAGAGCAAGACAGAGUGAGAGAGACACUCCCUGAUAUUAACAAAAAAAACUAGGAACCAUUUGUAAAUACUAAAGUCAUCUUUUUUGAAAAUGUUUUACUUUGCAAUGAUUAAACCCCUCAUACAAUCUGUA
Messenger RNA from Myripristis murdjan (pinecone soldierfish), 2601 nucleotides. RefSeq names its product heterogeneous nuclear ribonucleoprotein C-like. The coding region runs from base 195 to 842 and encodes 215 amino acids. The record is from RefSeq and is a predicted model, not a curated record. Gene Ontology annotation, cellular component: nucleus. Gene Ontology annotation, molecular function: RNA binding. NCBI's taxonomy places the organism in Eukaryota, Metazoa, Chordata, Actinopteri, Holocentriformes, Holocentridae. The transcript is spliced from 7 exons.